UUUGUUUAUUUGUUUGGAGGAUUGCGACAAACCCAAGAAGGAAAGCCCCAUUCCUUCCUUCCCAAAUCAGCAAAGUGCUUGCCUCACCUUUAGCCUUCCUUGUUAUGCGCUCUCUCCGCAAAUCUAUCUGUUAUCCAUUUCUCUCCAAACCUAAUGGAACCCUCCACCCCAUCUAAUGGACGCCUUGAUUUUGGCAAGAUGGGCUAUGGAUGCGAGCAUUACAGGAGAAGAUGCAGGAUUCGAGCUCCAUGCUGCAACGAUGCCUUUCCUUGUCGCCAUUGUCACAACGAGGCUGCGAGCAUGUUGAAGAACCCCAAUGAUCGGCAUGAGCUCAAUAGAUACGAUGUCAAGCAAGUAAUAUGUUCAGUUUGUGACACAGAGCAGCCGGUUGCUCAAGUUUGUACCAACUGUGGCGUCAAUAUGGGGGAAUAUUUCUGUGGAGUCUGCAAAUUCUAUGACGAUGAUACAGAGAAAGGACAGUUCCAUUGUGAUGAUUGUGGGAUCUGUAGAGUUGGUGGCCGUGAGAAUUAUUUUCACUGCAACAAGUGCGGUUCUUGCUACUCAAUUAGCCUGCGCGGCAAUCAUUCAUGUGUGGAGAACUCCAUGCGCCACCACUGCCCCAUAUGUUAUGAGUACUUGUUUGAUUCGCUAAAAGACACUAGUGUAAUGAAAUGUGGGCACACAAUGCAUUUUGAAUGUUACUGUGAGAUGAUAAAGCGUGAUAAAUACUGUUGUCCCAUAUGCUCCAAAUCAGUGAUUGACAUGUCUAAAACCUGGAAGAGAAUAGAUGAGGAGAUAGAAGCAACCAUCAUGCCUGAGGAUUACCGCUACAAAAAGGUCUGGAUCCUAUGUAAUGACUGCAAUGACACAACAGAAGUCUUCUUCCACAUAAUUGGUCAGAAAUGCAGGCACUGCAAAUCAUACAACACCCGCACAAUUGCACCACCUGUUCUUCCUCAAUGAUUUUAAAGAGUUAUGGUUCUGGGAAAAUAUCCAGCCACAUAAGAGCAUUGAGAGCUUGCGUCCUGAGCAUAAACCACAGGGGUUCACUUAAUUUCAGCUUAAGGUAGUUUCAAUGAUUAUUGCUUAUUAAACAGAAUUCUGUACCAUGACAGUAUGUGUCAACUGUAGCAUUUGAAUACUCUUACCUCCAAUUUAUAGAAUUAAAUUACCCAGCCAUUUAAGACUCUGGGUUGGUCUGUGUAAACUUUACAUAUACAGCAAUCUACAGGAAUGUUGUUUGUUUUC
Molecule: messenger RNA, 1248 nt
Organism: Manihot esculenta (cassava)
Lineage: Eukaryota; Viridiplantae; Streptophyta; Magnoliopsida; Malpighiales; Euphorbiaceae
Product: E3 ubiquitin-protein ligase MIEL1
Exons: 12
Coding region: 154-963 (269 amino acids)
Biological process (GO): ubiquitin-dependent protein catabolic process; protein ubiquitination
Cellular component (GO): nucleus
Molecular function (GO): ubiquitin protein ligase activity; zinc ion binding
Source: RefSeq, a predicted model, not a curated record